This is a messenger RNA of Aspergillus melleus, 2523 nucleotides long. RefSeq lists its product as uncharacterized. The record is from RefSeq and is a predicted model, not a curated record. Lineage: Eukaryota; Fungi; Ascomycota; Eurotiomycetes; Eurotiales; Aspergillaceae. The transcript is spliced from 2 exons. The coding region runs from base 1 to 2523 and encodes 840 amino acids.
AUGGGCAGAGGCAGAAGAGAUACCUUCUGCACCGCCGAACUACCCCGCUCCGUUGACUCAUUUGACUCAUACUUCAAUAUCUCGCGCGUGUCUUACUUCCCAGGCGAAAUGGCGCACUUGCGAAGGGCCUGCUCUCCUGACUCGCUGGUCAUGACGCCCCUGCCUCAGCCCCUGCCUCCGCAGUAUGAUGGCACUGCUGAGCGGCGCAAGGCGAAGAAGAACAAGAAGUCGAAUAAGAAGAAAAAUAAUAAGAAGACUACCGGGACAGCCUCGUCGCAGCAGACCGGUGGCGUCGAUGAUGAGAAGGUCGACGGGCUUCGGGUUGAAUCUCUUUCUUCAAACGAUGUUGCUGAUAAGGGGGACGUUUUGGAAGAUAAUGAUGCCGUGGCAUCUCCGUUUAUCGUUCAUGGUGAAACGCCUGUCGAUCGCGUGGUUAUUGAUUUGAGUCAGGGUCUGGGAUCGGGUUCGCAGUUGGGUUAUGGAUCUGAAUCGAUCGGGGAUGUCGAGAAAGAGAUCGGUGCCUCAUCUGAAAGUACCACGAUCCGUGAAAUGAGCGUUCGUCGUGAUGAGGAGAGGGUGAAGAAUGAACCAUCGUCUGUCGCAAACAAUGGUUCCGAUCCGUUUGUAUGCCACACACAUAGACGUGUGGCGUGUAAGUUUGACCCCCGAUGCUGUGUGCAUAGAGAUCCAAAGAAUUGUUCGUGUCCCCCUCGUUGGUCGUGCUGUUGCCUGCAUCAUCUGGGAGAUUGCUGUCAUUGCGUGUCUAUCCCUGAUCUCACCACCUAUGACGAUGACGACGUGAACAACAACCAGGACAAGCCUUCAAGCGACCAAGGCCAAGACCCGAGCACGGAGGACAAAGGCUCAGGAGCAAACAACGGGAAAGAGUCGAGCAAUCUCAAUCCCCAUACUCAAGUUGACAACCAUGGCUCAAAAGGUGUUUCGAAUAACAGCAAAGACGAAACAUUGGAAAAGCCUGAUUCUGGUUUUGAGGAGUUGAGUCAAGUGACUGAGGGCGACACGGAGAAAGUCUCAAGUGAUGAUGAUCAAAAGCCCAAGAAAGGCAGCAAGUGUGACAAGAUAAGUGAUGAAAUGGGUGAAAAGAUAAUCGACGACGAGAAUAUGGAUGAUCUCGAUGUUGAAGAAAAGCCUGGGGACAAGGCUAAAGAAAUGCCCGAGAUCAUGGCUGUGGACGCGGCCAAGCAUGAGCCCAGCCACGAGAGCGAAGGCCAGGCCGAGGAUAAGCCCGAGGCCAAGACAGUGGAGAGCAUCGAGCACAAGAAUAGAGACAAGGCUGAGAAGAAAUGUGGUGAUGAAGAAGGCGAGGAAAGGGACAAGACUGAUGAUAGGAAGGAAGCCUCUGCAGAAAAACCGAUGCCUCUGGCCAGCAGGCCUGCCCGGCCAACCGACCUUAUGGGGCCCCUUGCUUCUCAUCUGUUCGCCAAAUUGUUGCGCAAUGAAUACUGCGACUCCAUUAUUGUGCUCCGGUCAGUGACGGAUAACUUCCUGCCAAUGGAAUUUGCCGUACACAAGGUCGUGGCCACUCAAAGUCCGCUGGCUGCUGCCUGCUUUCAUUCCAGUAACCGAAUCUUUGCCGUCGUGCGAGAGAAUUUUGCGAUGAUCAAAGCAUUUGAAUUGGCGUUGUGGAAUCUCUAUGGCCAUCCUCUCGUGACGCGCCACCAACUCAGGGCUUCAACGCUUUCAGCAUACGGUUAUACCCAAGACGCCAGGGGCCAGUUAAACUUCCACGUCAACGGAGCCAUGGCCGAUUUCGCCAUAUGCUAUGCCACUUCGGGCGUCUUCUUUCAGCUGCACAAUGUUGCCGAAGCGGGCUUCACCAUGAUAGCGGAGCUUGUCGAUUGGGAUACGGUCGAGCUUAUUCUCUGCAUCGGCCUUGAGAUCCUCAAAUUUACCGUCAAUCUGGAAGCGGGCGCCGGACCUGGCCACGAGCAAGUACACAACCAGAACAUCGCUCGCGAGCUGCAGGAGAUGUGGGCGCCGAUGGUGAUCAAUGCAGUGUUGGAGUUUGUUUGUAAGUAUGUGAAGGAGACUGAGGGGUUUUCGUUGGUCGCCGGAGCACAGAGCACAGGGAUGCCAGAUCGAAUCCCCGAGUCUCUGAGAACCUUUCCCAGCGCCGUGACGGCCAGGCCCAAGUUGUCCGACGUCAAGUUUGGAUCAUUCUCAACAGUCCACGAACAGAAGCCAGCCAAGGAAGCUGUCAUCUCGUCCGCUAUUUUGAUCAACCUGCCGUAUGAACAACUUGGUUUGACCUUCACAAUUAUGACAGCACGAAACGUGCUGUCGGUGGAGCUAGCCCAGGCGGUGAUCAGCGCAAGGGAGGCACGACGGCUGCAGGCUCUCCUUCUGCUCUCCCAGCAGGGCGGUCCCGGACGCUCUGCUGGAAAUGGAGAGCUGGGGUACCGGGAAUACCUCGCAGGCACCGCGCCAGGGCCACAGACGUUGACCACAGAGGUCGAGCUGUGUCGGGAGUGGGUCGGGUUGGGCGCUGUCUCCGAGCCCUGA